CACCAUUCGGCUUCCGAGCAUGUGCUCUCUGUUUUUGUAAACAAAUACAGCAAAACACAUAUAUAUAUAUUAAUUUGCUAGCUGUCAGCUACCCGAGGAUGUGGCGGUGGGUUUUAUCGGGCUGGAGAGGGCAGUUUAACAUACUGCACAGCAGUGCAUUGUGUACCACCACCAGGAAGGCGUCAAAUGUAGCGGCAAAAUUUGCCGCAAAAGAAGAUCAAAUGAAAACAGAAUAUGAUGCAAUUGUUAUUGGUGCAGGUCACAAUGGAUUGGUUGCGGCAGCUUACCUUCAAAAGUCCGGACUGAAUGUGUGUGUGCUGGAGAAAAGACAUGUGAUUGGUGGUGCAGCAGUCACUGAGGAAAUUAUUCCUGGAUUUAAAUUUUCAAGGGCAUCCUAUGUGCUUAGUUUGUUGAGGCCCCAGAUUAUUCAGGAUUUGGAGCUCAAGAAACAUGGACUUAAAGUGUACCUGAGAGAUCCAAAUUCCUACACUCCUGUGCUUGGGGCAACCAAAGACAGUAGCUGCCGUUCCUUGAUCCUUGGAAGAGAUGCCAGUGCAAAUUACAGACAGAUAGCUCAGUUUUCCAAAAAGGAUGCAGAUGCAUACACCAGAUAUGAGCAUCAACUUAGCUUAAUGGCUGCUGCCAUUGAACCCUUACUAGAUUCCUCACCAGUAGAUGUAAAACGGUUCAUAGAAGGAUCAAUAUCUGACAAGAUGAAAUGCUUGCCUGCUAUCAGAGCUGCUGUACAAGCUGGAAAGAUCUUGGGCAAAGAGAUUCCUUCUUUCUUUGAAAUGCUCACUGCCCCAGCAGCAAAGGUGUUGGAUCGGUGGUUUGACUGUGAUCCACUGAAGGCGACACUGGCCACAGAUGCUGUGAUUGGGGCAUGGCUGUCACCACACACACCAGGAUCUGGUUAUGUUCUCCUCCACCAUGUGAUGGGAGAGCUGGAAGGCAUCAAGGGAGCCUGGGGUUAUGUGGAAGGUGGUAUGGGAGCAGUGUCACAGGCUAUAGCCAAUGCUGCUGUGUCAUAUGGAGCCAGCAUAUUUACUGAGAAGCCUGUAGCCAGAGUUAUGACCAGCAGUUCUGGGGAGACAUCAGGUGUGUGUCUGCAGGAUGGUACAGAGCUUAGAGCACGGAUUGUUCUGUCUAAUGCCACACCCAAGGUGACAUACCUGGAUCUUAUGGAGGAGGAUGCUGUAACUGAAGAUUUUCGCAAAGACAUCUCAUUCAUAGACUACAGAUCACCCGUAACUAAGAUAAAUGUUGCUGUAAACAAACUUCCCAACUUUCUUGCGGAUCCAAACACCAAUGGCACCAGCCCAAUGCCACACCAUCAUGGCACCAUUCAUCUGAACUCUGAACACAUGGAUCUCAUCCACCAGGCUUUUAAGGAUGCAGAGUCUGGGUCAUGGAGUAAAAGACCAGUGUUGGAGAUGACCAUUCCAUCUAGUUUGGACCCCACCAUCUCCCCUCCUGGCAGCCAUGUGGUGCUGCUGUUCACACAGUACACACCUUAUCAUUUGGCAGGAGGUAGAGAAUGGACCCAGCAGGACAAACAGGAUUAUAUGGAUACCGUAUUUGACUGUAUUGAGGAAUAUGCCCCGGGGUUCAGGGACAGUGUGGUAGGGGUGGAUAUCUUGACCCCAAAAGACCUGGAGGACACAUUUGGACUGACAGGAGGGAACAUCUUCCAUGGUGCCAUGAGUCUGAACCAGUUUUAUAUAGGCCGUCCUCUGCCAGCCUGCUGUGGUUCCAGGUCUCCUGUCAAAGGACUUUACCUCUGUGGCAGUGGUGCACAUCCAGGUGGAGGAGUUAUGGGAUCCCCAGGUCGGCUGGCAGCAUUUUCAGCUAUGGAGGAUUUUAAGAAAAAAUAAAAAUGGAUAUAAACUAACAUUACACAGUACAAGAGAAUGGGUAUGGGUACACAGUACAUAAUAUGGGGAUAUGUUGGAUAUAAUAUGGAAUUCUUCAGACAGAUUUUAAAGACAAAAUAGUAGUAUUUUUAUCAAGUAAAUAGAUCAUUUAUGUGAUCUAGUUCUUAAGCAAAUUUAAUUGUGCCAUACACCAGUGCUUAGUACAGAAAAAAGCUUGGCAAAUAAAAUUGUAAAAAGUCUUUUUCAUAAAUUGCAGCAAAAAUCAACACCCAGGAGAGAGUGUGUAAGAUGCAUAGUACCAAGGAUGUCAUAUUACCUAUAUGCCCUUAGUAUAAAUCAACAGUGGCCACUUAGAAUAGGUGCUUGUGGCAUGCUAUGUAUAUUACUUUAUCUCUGUUUAUUAUCAAACUUGCUCCAAAAGGAAAAUGAUUUCCGAUUUUUGUAAUUGGCUAAAUAAACUCUUCUCUUAUAACCUAAAUGGCUUGCAUAUAAAAAAAGCUGUCAUGAUUUUGGAAUGAAUAUCUACAGCACCUUGUAAGUAAAGACUAUCCCAUUUUUUUGGAAUGAGUAAUUUGGUACUACUUUGCGCUCCAUCUUUUCCCACUUUCCCUCUAUUUCAAGCUGCUUCAUAUAUGGCUCCAGGUUUUUAUAUUCCUCUACAUAAUCAAGGUAUUCUUCUCUCAU
Lingula anatina is the source of this 2558-nucleotide messenger RNA. Its product is annotated as pyridine nucleotide-disulfide oxidoreductase domain-containing protein 2. Gene Ontology annotation, molecular function: oxidoreductase activity. The record is from RefSeq and is a predicted model, not a curated record. Lineage: Eukaryota; Metazoa; Brachiopoda; Lingulata; Lingulida; Lingulidae.